AUGCGCGAUACACAGACUCGCUCGCGCCCUGCCAUUUUCACAGCUGCACCUCCCCGCCUAGCGCGCCUCUCCUGCGCCCGUGCCGCCUUCUUCUCCGCUCGCCUCCCGCUCGUCCCCGCCACGCGCCUAUCCGCCCCCUCGCGCCGCACCAUUGGAGGGGCCGUGCGCGUCGCGGCGACCACGUCGGGCGGGCAGGGCUCCGCGGGGUCGGUGGCGGUAGGCUCGUUCCGCGCGGGGCAAAAGCGCGCGGAGGUGCGCCUGCCUGCGCUGCUUCUGACGCUGACCAGCGCGGAAGUCCUGCGAGGAGGGGCGCAGGGCAGCGCGGAGGCGGUGGAUGCGGCGGUGGCGGGGGGCGCGACCAUGGUGGUGGUGGGGGAGGAGGGCGCGGGCGGCGCGGGCAUGGAGCUGUUCGAGGCGGCGUGCGCCGUGAAGGAGGUGGUGCGCGGGCGCGUGCCGCUGCUCGUGGCGGAACGCGCGGAUAUCGCCGCCGCUGCCGGCGCGGAUGGCGUGCUGCUGUCCGAUAACGGUGCGAUGCGGGCGCGCGGAGGGGGUGCGAUGAGCGUGGGGGGAGGGCGAGGGGAUUUUAACGGCUUCUUUUACGUGGCCUUAUACAUGGAGUGUGAUUGUAGGGAGCUGGGGAGGUCAACACACACACCGCAUGGUUUAUGCCUCACAUGCUUCACCCAUGCUCACAUGCCGCACCCAUGCUCACAUGCCGCACCCAUGCUCACAUGCCGCACCCAUUCUCACAUGCUGCACCCAUUCUCACGUGCUGCACCCAUCCUCACAUGCUGCACCCAUUCUCACGUGCUGCACCCAUCCUCACACAUGCUGCACCCAUGCUCGAUCACAGCCCUCGCCUCUCUUGGGCACAGCCCUUCAUCCGCCCCCAUCGCUCUCCCUUCUUCUGAAACCCGCUGCCUAUGUGGCAUCCCGCCACACCUCUCGCCGUCCCUUCACCCUCCGUCCUCUCACGCCUAUCUCUGCCACUCCCCUCCUCUACCCUCUGCCUCCCCGCUUCUCUCCGUGCUCGCGCCCCUCUGCCCCUUGGCCCCUCGCCUCGCCCCAUGCGUGCGCCCAUCCCCCAGGCCUACCAGCAGUGGCGGCGCGGCGCAUGAUGGAGAGUGCGGCGUCGGGCCCGCUGCUGCCACUCGUGGCGCGCCGAGUGGCGUCCGUGGCCGCCGCAGUCACGCCACCACCGCUGACGGCGCCGACCUCAUUCUCCUCGCGCCCUCCGCUGCCGUGCCAGUAGUGGGCGCUACCAGUAGUGCAGCCUCCGCUGAUGCGGCGGCGGUGGCGCAGGUGAGGGCGCGGCAGGUGAGCAUCCCUGUGCUGGUGCAGCGGGGGGAGGGGAGCGCGUGGGCAGGGGGGGAGGGCGUGCAGUGGGUGCGCGGCGUCAUGGGCAGCGGCGCUGCUGGCGUGGCCGUCUCACUCUUCUCGCUGCUGCAGGCGGAAGCGGCAGAACCAGCUGAAGCAGCCGAGGGAGCGGAAGGAGCAGGAGCAGGGGAAGUAGGGGGUGUGGGAGGUGGCGGGGAGAGCAGGGCGAUGCGGGCAGCGGUGGGGCGCGUGGUGGGCGCCAUGGCGGAUGCACGGUGGGUCACCAAGGGCAUGGGGGAAGGCGCGGGGGGGGAGAGUGAGACGGAGAGUGAGGGGGAGAAUGAGGAGGAGGGGGAGGAAGUGGGCAUGGGAGUGGGAGGUACAGCUGGGGAGGAGGGCAGCGGGCGUGGGGACGAGGAGGAGGGGAGGGAGGAGGUGGAGCAGGUGCUGUCUGGCGUGGGAGGGCCUCCGGGGCCCGCUGCUGCCAGCGCUGUGGCGGGGGAGGAUGUGCGCGUGCAGGGGGCAGGGGAGGGGGAGGAGGUGAAGGAGGAGGAAGUGGAGGAGGAAGGGGAGGGCAGGGAGGGGCGGGCGGGCAGGGCGAGUUCAACUCGGCAAGUCAUCACUGGUGAACGCGCUGCUGGGGGACGCGUUCUCAAGGUGGGCGUGGUGCCCACCACCAACGAGAUCACGCUGCUGCGCCACCUCGACUCCUCGCCCGCCUCCAGCUGCGCGCACGUGCCGCCCAGGCCGCCUCCAGUGCAGCGCUGUCGGCGGGCAGCAGCGGGGUCGCAGAGGGGGGCGGUGGCGGGGAGGGCAGCAGCGAGGGCGGUGGCGGGGCGCAUGGCGGUGGAGGAGCAGCGCCACCCCGACGGCCACAUGAUCCGCUUCCUGCCUGCUGACCUCCUCAAACAGCCUCUCAUGUGUCGUCUCUUCAACCCCCUCCCGUCCGUCCAUCUUUCCUUUCCAUGGGCACGGCAAUGCGAGCAGAUGAACGUGGUGGACACGCCCGGCACCAACGUCAUCUUGGAGCGGCAGCAGCGCCUCACAGAGGAGUUCGUGCCCCAGGCUGACCUCGUGCUCUUUGUGCUCUCCGCUGACCGCCCCUCACCGAAUCAGAGGUCUGCCCUCUUGCCCUCUUUGCUCUCCUGCUCUCUUACCCUCGUCCACCCACCCAUGCAUCCUGCAACCCUCCUUGGCCCUCACAACAUCCCUCCCUCCGUAUCUCUACCUCUUUGCCUCACUUCCCUCGCUGCGUCACCCCUCCUCCACACCAGGUGUCAUUCCUGCGGUACAUCCGGCA
This is a messenger RNA of Closterium sp. Yama58-4, 2617 nucleotides long. The record is from the annotation of a GenBank genome assembly. NCBI's taxonomy places the organism in Eukaryota, Viridiplantae, Streptophyta, Zygnematophyceae, Desmidiales, Closteriaceae.